GAUAUACUUGGUUCUAAAACGGUCUCCGUAAAAACGGCCCGAAGCUCAGCAGGCGACAAAGGAAGGAUCUUUAAUGAUGAGGGUGAUCUCUAUGCUCCAGGGAUUACUGUGAUAUACAAUCAGCAUGUAUAUAAUAACGAGGAGUUGUUCCAGCGCUGGAUAAAGGAAGAUCUCUCAACUGUAAAGUCACCGUUCACGGACUUCCUUUUGGUGAUGGAUGCUGCCUCAUUCCACCUUACAGAGGGUGUAAUGGAGGAAGUUAAAAAACAGCUUAUUACUACGGCGUUGAUCCCUGCAGGC
This is a messenger RNA of Fusarium oxysporum Fo47, 300 nucleotides long. RefSeq lists its product as uncharacterized. The annotation marks the transcript as partial. Lineage: Eukaryota; Fungi; Ascomycota; Sordariomycetes; Hypocreales; Nectriaceae. The transcript is spliced from 2 exons. The record is from RefSeq and is a predicted model, not a curated record.